CAGAAGAUCCUGUGGGGUCGUAUUGGAAUUUUAUCUUUUUAACCACAUUUAUUUUGCAUAUUUAAUGAAUUAAAGUUAUCUGUGUGAACUAUGUCCUGGUUAUUUGGGUAUAGUACGAAACCUCCGCAGCCGCCAACCGAUGACCCGAUGGGUAAUAACGGGGGUGCGGCGGCACCCCCAGUUAACCUCACAAAAGCAGAAAAGAAAGCCAUGGAAGCUUAUCGGUUCGACUCCAGCGCUCUUGAAAGAGCUGCGCAGGCCGCUAAAGAGUUGGAGCAGUCCAGGCAUGCAAAAGAUGCAUUGGAGCUCAGCAAACUUCAAGAAGGCACGCGGCAACAAGAGCAGAUGGCCAAGAUCAAGGAAUAUGAGGCCGCCAUAGAACAGUCCAAGGUGGAACAGAAAAAAGUUGACUAUGAAGAAAGAAGAAAGACCUUACAGGAAGAAACAAAGCAACACCAAAUGCGGGCGCAAUAUCAAGACCAAUUAGCAAAGAAGCGUUACGAGGAGCAGCUAGUCCAACAACAGAGGUCACAAGAUGAGAUAUUAAAGAAACAAGAAGAAAGUGUUGCAAAGCAAGAAGCAUUACGUCGCGCUACAAUAGAACAUGAAAUGGAACUCCGCGAGAAAAACAAACUGAAGGCUAUUGAAGCUGAAGCGAGAGCUAGGGCAAAGGCUGAUCGUGAAAAUCGAGACAUCAAUCUUGAGCAAAUCAGAUUGAAAGCUGCUGAGAACCGUACUACUAUUUUGGAGAGUAUAAAGACAGCAGGCAGUGUCAUAGGCACCGGGUUAAAUGCAUUAGUGACAGAUUGGGACAAGACGUUAGCAGCAGCUGGAGGCCUGUCACUUGUAGCGCUCGGAGUUUACACCGCCAAGGGAGCUACAUCUGUCACUGCAAGAUUCAUUGAAGCCCGAAUUGGUAAACCAAGUCUCGUAAAUGAAACAUCGAGAUUCUCUCUACUGGAAGCGGUGAAGCAUCCCAUCCUUACGGUGUCGAAGGCAAUAGCGAACUUCCGCAAGCCGUCGGACGCGCUGGCCGGCGUGGUGCUGGCGCCGACGCUGGAGCGGCGGCUGCGCGACAUCGCCAUCGCCACCAAGAACACGCGCAUGAAUAAGGGCUUCUACCGGAACCUACUCAUGUACGGGCCGCCUGGCACCGGCAAAACCUUGUUCUCUAAGAAACUGGCGAAGCACUCGGGCAUGGAGUACGCCAUCCUGACGGGGGGCGACGUGGCGCCCAUGGGCAAGGACGCAGUCGCCGCCAUCCACAAAGUGUUCGACUGGGCCAACACCAGCAAGAAAGGUGUACUUCUAUUCAUCGACGAAGCCGACGCAUUCCUUAGAAAACGUUCCUCGGAAAGGAUCAGUGAAGAUCUGCGGGCAGCUCUGAACGCGUUCCUGUACCGCACGUCAGACCAGAGCAACCGCAUCAUGCUGGUGCUGGCCUCCAACACGCCGCAGCAGUUCGACUCCGCCAUCAACGACCGUCUGGACAAGAUGAUCGAGUUCGGGCUGCCGGGCCUCGAGGAACGCGAACGUUUGAUCCGCCUUUACUUUGACAAAUUUGUGCUUCAGCCUGCUUCUGAAGGAAAGAGACGGUUGAGCGUAGACCAGUUCGACUACGGCGAGCUGUGCAGCCUGCUGGCGGCGCGCACGGCCGGCAUGUCCGGGCGCGCGCUGUCCAAGCUCGGCGUGGCGUGGCAGGCCGCCGCCUACGCCUCCGACGACGGACGCCUCACCCGCGAGAUGUGCAUAGAAAUCUGCGACGACGCUGUAAAGGAUCACCGGCAGAAAAUGGAAUGGCUGUCAUCAGAGGAAAAGUCCCGCAGCAUGAUGCCGUAUUUGCUGGACCUUCCCCCGCUGGACACGGAGGCGCAGGGCGUUGACAGAGUCACCGUCACCGAGAUUCAAGACACUGUAGAAGCUCCUGUCUCUAAAUCCAAAGCGCCUUCCAAAAAAAGAGUAACAAUCAAAGAGAACGAGACCGAGAAGUGACACAGUCUAGUUCCGAGUAGCGAACUAGAAAGGCCAAUAGAACUUCCAAAAGUAAACAUCAGCAAAACACAAGUGAACUGUGAUAAUAAGCACAAACAGACGUUUGACUUUAAAAUUUCCAAAAACAAAAAAUUCAUAGCGUUGUCGGACCGUGACAUGGAAAAGCUCUGCUGGUUAUCAAGCACGAUGAAAGAGCCUGUUUAGUGGAAUUAGGAUUAACCUUUUGA
This is a messenger RNA of Cydia amplana, 2219 nucleotides long. RefSeq names its product ATPase family AAA domain-containing protein 3A homolog (gene bor). NCBI's taxonomy places the organism in Eukaryota, Metazoa, Arthropoda, Insecta, Lepidoptera, Tortricidae. Gene Ontology annotation, molecular function: zinc ion binding; ATP binding; ATP hydrolysis activity. Gene Ontology annotation, cellular component: mitochondrion. Bases 91 to 1992 code for a protein of 633 amino acids. Gene Ontology annotation, biological process: mitochondrion organization. The transcript is spliced from 10 exons. The record is from RefSeq and is a predicted model, not a curated record.